Trichoderma citrinoviride is the source of this 1014-nucleotide messenger RNA. RefSeq lists its product as hypothetical. Gene Ontology annotation, cellular component: cytoplasm; nuclear pore. Gene Ontology annotation, biological process: nucleocytoplasmic transport. The transcript has 7 exons. The record is from RefSeq and is a predicted model, not a curated record. Gene Ontology annotation, molecular function: GTPase activator activity. Lineage: Eukaryota; Fungi; Ascomycota; Sordariomycetes; Hypocreales; Hypocreaceae. Bases 29 to 760 code for a protein of 243 amino acids.
CAUCGCCAGCGCUUCCUGUGUGCCCUAGAUGUCUUCCACCGACGCCACCGAGCCCAAGGUCGAGCAGACCAAGACUGAGGCUCCCGCUUCCGUGACUUCUUCGUCCGUCUUCUCCAUGUUUGGCGGCGGCGAGAAGAAGGAGAAGAAGGAGGACGAGGACCGGGGUGACAACUCUGGCAGCGCAAAGGCCCAGCGCGAGGCCAAGGCCGACGAGGACGAGGCCCCCGAGAGCGAAGACGUCCACUUUGAGCCCGUCGUCAAGCUGACGGAAAAGGUCGAGGUCAAGACCAACGAGGAGUCGGAGGAGCAGCUCUUCAAGAUGCGCGCCAAGCUGUUCAAGUUCGUCAAGGCGGCCAAGAAGGAGGGCGAGGAGGCGCCCGCCGCCGCCGGCGAGUGGAAGGAGCGCGGAACUGGCGACGUUAGGCUGCUCAAGCACAAGGAGACGGCAAAGGUGCGCCUGGUGAUGCGACGGGAGAAGACGCUCAAGGUCUGCGCCAACCACUACAUUGUCCCCGAGAUUUCCCUGUCCGCCAAUGUUGGCUCUGACCGAAGCUGGGUGUGGAACGCUGCCGCCGAUGUCAGCGAGGGAGAGCCCGAGGCCGUCACCCUUGCUAUUCGAUUCGCCAACUCCGACAAUGCCAACCAGUUCCGGGAUGCUUUCCUGAAGGCGCAGGCCGACAGCGCCCACCUCUUCAAGAACUCCUCCGAGGACAAGGAGGAGGAGAAGAAGAAGGAGGAAGAGGAGAAGACUGCCGCUUAGACACACACACCGCAUCAGCCGUUGGCUAAGACACGGAGAUGCCUGAACCUAACACCCCACGCCCCAUCACAUCACAACAUGACAAGAUACACAAGACGCACAAGACACGGCUCGCCAUGGAGCUCUGUACUAGGCCGAUGUAGCAGAGAACUGUCGACCUGGAGGACGGAGACUGGAGAGGCCCCCGGGGGAGUGAGCACCAAGUGGUGCAUGCCCGAGGAGAGGACGAAUAAUGGCAAUUGAUUAGUACAGCA